Messenger RNA from Nannizzia gypsea CBS 118893, 1080 nucleotides. RefSeq lists its product as hypothetical. The coding region runs from base 1 to 1080 and encodes 359 amino acids. The transcript has a single exon. Lineage: Eukaryota; Fungi; Ascomycota; Eurotiomycetes; Onygenales; Arthrodermataceae. The record is from RefSeq and is a predicted model, not a curated record.
AUGGUAUUACUUAGCUCGUCUACCGUUGGAGUUGCAUUGUCAUCCUCAAUAUUCGGUUUCUUCACUCUUAUACUCUUUUUAUCCGGAUACGCCUUGCAACAGCAAUCAGUCAAACAUAUACAAGUGGCACUACAGCGAUCACCGGCAGCAAACAUCAAAAUCGAACCGAUAUAUCCCUCAGAAUUGGUAUGGGACGACGCUAAACCACCUUCUGAACAUGUCGGAAACCCAGAUAGCAAGAGGCGAGGCCAUAUAUUGGGCAGAAGGACGAAAGUAAGCCAAGAAAUAGACGAAUAUGUAUUGGACGGUCUUGCAGAGGAAGGCGAGGGCAUCGAGGAAGGAAUAGCGAAGGCAAAGAAUGCGUUUCUACAUAUCCUGACGAAACCAGUCGCCUCUGAUAUCUGCUCUACGAUACUGCUUUUUGAGAAACUUGCAUCAAACAGCUCUCAAACCAGCGAGCGAGUACUUCUGUAUCCAAAGGCGUGGGACGCUAGCUCUCCAACUAAGAGUGUCUCGUCCGCUCUCGCCAUCCUGAAGAAAUCAAGUGCCCGGUUGAAUGCUGUUGUUCAAGGAGUCGAUACGUCCAAUAUACGGCCCAAAGCAUUAUCGGAAACACAAAUGAUGAAAAUGGCAUCAGAUCAGCUAGUUAAAUACGAGAGGGUUCUAUUCUUGCGUUCCCCUGGCCAUAUCGUCAGCAUUGACAAGCUGGAGCAGAUGAUUACAUCUGACAUUGUGAAGACGAUGCGAGUGGGCACCUCUCGCAUGAUUCCACCCACCUGGAUACCAGCUCACCUCUCUAUAACCCAACGUCAAUUACCUCCCGCAUUAUUAGUGGCUAGUGAGCCUUCCAUAGGCACAAGCGGCAAGGAACCCUCCAAGCCUCAUGUCCUAAAUUCCGAAACAAUGCAACAGAUGAAUUACGUCAUGGAGUCCUCUGAAUCCCCUGGAAGGUAUCCAGGUCCUGCAUACGUCUACUUCGAAACUGGUAUGGUUCAUCGAGGGGGGAGGGUGGACAUGCAUUACAGCGAAUGGAAGAAGCAAGUCCAGUCAGUCUGCGAAGGCGUGAAUCUCGGCCUUUGA